Molecule: messenger RNA, 1941 nt
Organism: Prunus armeniaca (apricot)
Lineage: Eukaryota; Viridiplantae; Streptophyta; Magnoliopsida; Rosales; Rosaceae
Source: the annotation of a GenBank genome assembly
AUGGCGAAGACAUAUGCAUUAGGACUUAUCACAGCAGUAGCUGCCUCAGCCUCCUUAUCAAAGAACAAUUGUGCUUACGCUGAUGGCCCUUUCAGCUUCUCACCCUUCUCUACUCCUUCUUCCAAUGCUUCCCAACCCUCUUCUUCUUCUUCUAAGCAAUCUGCGCCGUCAAAUCCACCCUCCUCCUCGUUGACUGGGGAUGCUGCUGAGCCUCCUCCUCCUCCUCCGAAGGUUCGCAAUGAUCAUCCGAGGACAACUUCGGCUGGGUUCGAUCCUGAGCCGCUGGAGCGGGGUGUUCAGGCCUUGGAAAAAAUUAGCCAAUCUUCUAGUGCCAAACAGGUACUUGAAGCUAUAAAGAAGCAAGAAGAGACAAGGCAGGUUGAGUUGAAUGCAAAGGCUGCAGAGUAUAAUGCACUGAAGGCCCAAUUUGAAACGGAGAGACAAAGGGUCAUCUAUGACGAGCAGAAAAAGCUAGCUCAGCAUCAAGCGCAAACAAAAUCCCAAAUGGCUCGCUAUGAGGAUGAAUUGGCAAGGAAGAGGAUGCAGGCUGAAAAUGAAUACCACAGAUCAAGGAACCAAGAGCUUGUAAAACUGCAAGAAGAAUCAUCGAUUAGGCAGGAGCAAGCUCGGCGUGCGACAGAAGAACAGAUCCAAGCACAGCGUCGACAGACAGAGAGGGAGAAGGCUGAGAUAGAGCGUGAAACAAUCAGAGUGAGGGCUAUUGCAGAAGCAGAAGGGCGAGCCCAUGAAGCAAAACUAGCCGAAGAUGUUAACAGGAGAAUACUGAUAGACCGUGCAAAUGCUGAGAGAGAGAAAUGGGUUUCUGCAAUAAAUACCACAUUUGAUCAUAUUGGAGGUGGCUUGAAAGCCAUUCUGACAGAUCAGAAUAAACUAGUUGUUGCUGUUGGGGGAGUGACAGCUCUAGCCGCAGGAGUUUACACAACAAGAGAAGGUGCAAAGGUGAUAUGGAGCUACGUGGACAGAAUAUUGGGACAACCAUCACUGAUCAGAGAGUCCUCUAAAGGGAAGUACCCUUGGUCAGGAUUAUUCUCACGUUCUAUUGGCACCCUGUCUCGUGGUGGCAACAAGGGUCAUACAAAAGAUGGGAAGGCUUUUGGUGAUGUUAUUUUACACCCUUCUCUUCAGAGAAGGAUAGAACACUUGGCUAAUGCAACCACAAAUACAAAAUCUCAUCAGGCGCCAUUCAGAAACAUGCUCUUCUAUGGUCCUCCAGGAACAGGGAAGACAAUGGCCGCUAGAGAGAUGGCUCGUAAAUCGGGAUUGGAUUAUGCAUUGAUGACGGGAGGGGAUGUUGCCCCACUUGGACCACAGGCUGUUACCAAGAUACACGAGUUAUUUGAUUGGGCGAAAAAGUCACGGCAGGGUCUGUUGCUUUUCAUCGAUGAAGCUGAUGCAUUCUUGUGCGAGAGAAACAAAACCUAUAUGAGUGAAGCUCAAAGAAGCGCACUCAAUGCUCUCCUAUUCCGGACUGGUGACCAGUCCAAGGACAUAGUCCUUGCCCUUGCCACGAACCGUCCCGGGGAUCUUGAUUCAGCUGUGGCAGAUCGUAUUGAUGAAGUGCUUGAAUUCCCUUUGCCUGGGGAAGAGGAGCGCUUUAAGCUGCUAAAGUUGUAUCUGGACAAGUACAUUGCUCAGUCUGAAACAAGAAAACCUGGUUGGUUCCGUAAUUUGUUCAAGAGACAACCGCAGAAGAUAGAGAUGAAGGGGUUGACUGAUGAUAUGCUCAAAGAAGCAGCAGCAAAGACUGACGGAUUCUCUGGGAGAGAAAUAGCAAAACUGAUGGCAAGUGUCCAAGCUGCGGUUUAUGGGAGUGAGAAUUGUGUGCUUGAUCCAAGCCUAUUUCGUGAAGUUGUAGACUACAAGGUCGCUGAGCAUCAACAGAGAAGGAAACUGGCAGCCGGAGAUAAAGGUAGCGUGUAG